AUGGUUGUUUUGUGGUUCGUCACGGUGGCUUUGGUCGGGGCUGAUCAAAUUCCAAGGGUGCCGUCACGUCCGCCACAAGCUUCGAGGUAUUAUGUCCAUGUGGUAAAUGGACUAAAGUACCUCGAUAUGGUUGUUCACUGUCAGUCCAAGGACGAUGAUUUGGGAUCUCACCAUUUGGUUAACUAUGGAGAUGAUUACCAAUGGAACUUUAAGGAAAACAUUUGGGGAACAACCUUGUUUUGGUGCAAAUUGGUGAAGCGAGAUGCAUAUGUCUCUUUUGAAAGUUUUUGGCCUGAGUCGCCCAAGAACACUUGGCUCCGUGAUAGGUGUGGUAUUCAAGGAAAUUGUAUUUGGAUCGCCAAAAAUGAUGGGAUUUACUUAAGAAAUAAUCCUGCUAAUGUUGAUGAGUAUGUUCACAAAUGGAUCUAUAGUACAUAA
Messenger RNA from Benincasa hispida (wax gourd), 438 nucleotides. Its product is annotated as S-protein homolog 74-like. The record is from RefSeq and is a predicted model, not a curated record. NCBI's taxonomy places the organism in Eukaryota, Viridiplantae, Streptophyta, Magnoliopsida, Cucurbitales, Cucurbitaceae.